Molecule: messenger RNA, 5983 nt
Organism: Salmo salar (Atlantic salmon)
Lineage: Eukaryota; Metazoa; Chordata; Actinopteri; Salmoniformes; Salmonidae
Product: protein phosphatase 1E
Biological process (GO): protein dephosphorylation; negative regulation of protein kinase activity
Cellular component (GO): nucleus
Molecular function (GO): cation binding; protein serine/threonine phosphatase activity
Source: RefSeq, a predicted model, not a curated record
AACAAAAUGUGGAAAAAGUCAAGGGGUCUGAAUACUUUCCGACUGCACUGUAUGCUAGUGAUAUUUAUUAGUUACUGCACAGUGAUGGCAAUUUUCCCAGCUUUAAAGCUUAUUUUAAAGCUUAUUUUAAAGCAUGUGGUUUAUUUAAUCCAACAAGUAUCUAUUAUAUUGACAGGAAAGUCGUGUGACCACUCUUACAAUGGAACUGCAUGUCCUCAAAGAUGGAAGUCAGGCGAGAUCAGGUGGGACAAUUCUAGCCAAUGAGAGGGCAGAUACGCGUGUGAAUAAGAGGCACAAGUCCGAUAUAAAUUCGUUUUUUUCCUAAGUUGCCGAAAUGCCACGUGCAUCCACUUAUAUCAGUGCAUUCGUAACAACCUAACCAUUACGACACUUCUAUUCGAUCAAAUAAGCUUCACGUAGCAAAUUAGUAAUAGUUUGUUUUAACAAAUUCGACACUCAUUGACCUCCAUACAAGAAUUCCUCACUUUGAUCUUUUUUUCGUGGUGAUUCUUGUACGUGCGCGUUCCCAAACCUGACGCUUCCUCCCUUUUAUCAACAAAAUUCCUCCCCUUUCCUAUACGUUGUCAUCACCCACCCACCCUCUUCUGUGAUUGAGCGAAAGCCUUGUUUACGCGCGCGCGUUCCCAACCGGCACCAGUGGGGUGCUGUCCAGCCAGCGAUUUGAAGUAGUCUUCUUGCCCGGCUACUGCUGUCUCUUGUCUGUCCAGGAAUGAGAAGUGAUGGCCGGCUCUGCAACAGAGGAGAAAACCUUCCGAAGGUUCUUGGAGCUCUUCCUCCGAGAGAUGAGGCCACCACUCCAGGAGAACGACCCUGUCCCAAUGCGCCCUUUAUCGGACCUCACCUCGGAGGACGAAGUGGAAGGGGAAUGCCUCGAUAUGUGUCUUCAGCACCUGUGCAAAUAUAACUGCCCCUUCUCCCUGGCGGCUGCCCUGGCACGGGCUACAGUAGACAGUGUUCUGCAGAGUGACCUCUCCACCUACCACGUCCAGAAGACUGUUGAGGAUGGAGUAGACCCUUUCCCCCAGAUUGAGUCGGUGGCAUUUGCCAGGCUCAUUUUCAACAAACUGUGUGAAACAUGCUGCCUGUGGCUGAAAGACUUCCCUUACCGCCGCCGGCCUCAGCCCUACUACGAGACCUCCAUCCACGCCAUCAAAAACAUGCGCCGCAAGAUGGAGGACAAACAUAUCGUCAUCCCCGACUUCAACACUCUCUUCAACAUACAGGACCAGGAGGAGCAGGCCUUCUUCGCCGUGUUCGAUGGCCACGGGGGCGUGGACGCUGCCAUCUACGCCGCCAACCACCUCCACGUCAACAUGGUGCACCAGGAGUGCUUCAGCCAGGAUCCAGGGGAGGCCCUUUGUCGCGCCUUCAGAGUCACCGACGAACGCUUCAUUCGGAAAGCAAAAAUGGAGAACCUGCGCUGCGGCACCACAGGGGUGGUGACCUUCCUGAGGGGGCGGACCCUGUACGUGGCCUGGCUGGGGGACUCUCAGGUCAUGCUGGUCAAGAAGGGCCAGGCCGUGGAACUGAUGAAGCCUCACAAACCUGACAGAGAGGAUGAGAAGCAGCGUAUUGAAGCUCUGGGAGGCUGUGUCAUCUGGUUCGGCACAUGGAGGGUUAAUGGCAGCCUGUCUGUAUCCAGAGCCAUAGGCGACAAUGAGCACAAGCCCUACAUCUCUGGCGAUGCCGACCACCACAUAGUCACAUUGGAUGGCACGGAGGACUACCUGAUCUUGGCCUGCGACGGCUUCUACGACACAGUCAGCCCUGAUGAGGCGGUGCGUGUGGUCAGCGACCACCUGACGGAGAACAGUGGCGACAGCACCAUGGUGGCCCACAAGCUGGUGGCCUCGGCCCGCGAUGCUGGCUCCAGCGACAACAUCUCCGUCAUUGUGGUCUUCCUUAGAGACCUCCGCGCGCCCCCCCCGGGAGAGGAGGAGGGGGCAGGGGAGGAGGUAGAGGAUGAGGAGGUGGAGGAGGAAGGGCAAGGGGAGAUGGCAUGCCAGGACGGCGGCACUGCGGACGUUGGGGGGAAGGGUCACUGUUUCCUGCAGCAGUGCUCGGCUCCAGCCGACCUGGGCUAUGAAGACCGCAUGGACUCGUUGACGGACAGAACCAGCCUAGGCCUGCUGGGGCCCACGCUGGGAGAGGAGGGUCCGAUCAGGCUCCCCCUGGCCAGCUCACACCCAUCCCCGUCCUUAGGCCUCACCCAGAACCUCAUGCCUGCCGAUGGCCAUGGGGCGGCCUGGUUGCCCUGUCUAGAAGAGGGGCUAAAGGGCUCCAGGCACAAGCCCCGGCCUAAACUCCGAGUCCCCACCUGCCAGGAGCCCAGCUCAGACGGACAAUGGCCCCUGGCGGCCGCCCUGUUUGGCUACGCGGGGAGGCACACACGGAGGAUGGAGUGCGUGAGCCCCAGGUGGGGGUGGGGGUCCCGGGAUUGGGGCCGAGCGCCCAGGGAGCUCCCCGGCCUGCUGCACUCCACCCGUAGUGUGCCCUACCCCCUGCGCUGCCCUGAGAGAAGGCCUGGAGUGGCCCUCCCCCACCUACCCAACGGCAGCAGAGUCUGAUGAUGUGACGUAAUCUCCACUAGCUCCUCUCUCUCCUGUCCCUUCCUUUAUCUGACUACAGUCAUUCAUUCAUCCAUCCAUCAUAAACUCCUCAUCCAGGACACUGGCACCACCCCGUCCGUCCAUAUCUACAUGCACCUACCCCUCCCCAUAGCCACACAGCCCCAUUCAGGAGGCCGGACAUAACAAUUUACUGCUCCUGGCCCAUAUUGCAAACACACACUGUACUGUACUCUCAGAUUCAUAAUGGAAUACACAUUAUCCACUCACUCCAUCUCCAUAAAUGGGAGUAGUUAAUACAGGAUUAUAAGAUUAGUGGUCACUUACCUGAAUAAAUCCAACAUAUAUAGACUGAUAUGUAUUCCAGAUGGGGUUACAAUAGAGGAUAAUGGCAUCUAAAAGGGGAUAUUAUUAAGAAAUGAUAUUCUAUUUAUAAUUUUGGGGAUGACGUCAUCCAAGAGCGGGCAUUAAUCAGUCCUUGCCAUGCCUGUCAAAUUGAUGUUUACAUAACACUAAACACAAGAUGUGUUCUCAUUGACGAGAAGUCUUUCCUAACAGGUUGGGUGUGAGUGAGUAAGUUCCCUAUCAGGCAUUGCAAGACUUACUGGGCCAGAAUAGUUCAGACAAAGCAGCAGAACAUAUGCCUUCAAUAUCUGUCACUUAAGACCAUUUCCUGAAAAAGAAAAAUGGAUGGGAAUUUUGAGCCUCAGUCGACAGAGUCCCUUCUAAGCUUCCCAUUACAAUGCGGACCCAUGUGUGUCAUAUCACUUACAUGGGAUGCUUAACCAAUCACUAUGCUGCUUUAGAAUUUCACUAACAACAAUGGAGCAUAAGAAUGAUCAAUGUCAAAGUCUUCAUCUCUGGUUUGACAAAUAUAGUAAAUGAAUCUUAAUCUCAUUAUCCUUUCAAAUGUGGUCAGAGCAUUGGACUAGUAACCAGAAGGUUGCUAGAUUGAGCUGACAAGGUAAAAAUCUGUUGUUCUGCCCCUGAACAAGGCAGAUAACCCACUGUUCCUAGGCCGUCAUUGAAAAUAAGAAUUUGUUCUUAACUGACUUGCCUAGUUAAAUAAAGGUUAAAUUAAAAAAAAAUGUAAAUGCUAUCUAGCAAUGACUAGGUUCUAUAAAAUGUGCCUCCACUCUCCUGGCCCAGGCAACCACCAUUCAAUAUUUAUCAAAGAAGGUUAAUUCUCGCUGUUGGAAAAACCCAUCUUUAUACCCUUAAGAAAACAGGAAUUGUUGGUGCCAUUCCUGACAUUUUCAACUUUUACUAACACAUUGUGCCAUUUCCAUACUUUUGUUUAAAAACCUCACCCGCUCCCGUCCUCCCCAGUCUCAUUGAGUUCCCAGGGGCAGGAGACAAGGACACAGGAAACAAGUGACCAAACCACCUCAGUGACCCACAGUCACACGGAGAAACACCCCCAGCCAGUCAGUCAGUUCCCAGUCACUGUCAUUGCUUACUGCUCCUCUGAAACAACUAGUCGUCUGGUCGCCUGCUGGCCUCCCCACUGAAAAGCAUGGUAGUCAUUUACAGAAGGCCAUUUGGACAGUCACCAUUAUGCAUCUCCAGAGAGCAGAAUGUAUUCCAGUUUUAGAAUGUACAUGGAGCCCUCCCGGGACCUUCAUAGACGGGCCAAUAGGACUGAGACAGUAGUGGUGUUCUGGACUUGUAGCGACGCUCCCUGUGUGGAUGUAAGAAAAUAAUUUCUGGAUGCAGUACACCUGGAGGACAAUAUUCUGGAGGUGUUUUGUUGAUCGUGGGAGAGGAAAUAAUGUAUAAUUUAUCUGCUAUCAGCCGUAUCCUCAAAAAUCUGAGCAUUCUAUCCUGGUGUUCCACUCUGAAGGAGCAGGAUGUGAAUAAGCGUACUGCCUCCCGGGUUAAAAGAUGCCCAUGCUUCUGCAUCUUUCUCUUUGCGUAACCAACACCUGCAUUUCGACUCUCUGACCAAUUAUGAAAGACAACCAUAAAGUUGAAUAUAUAAAGGUAGUUAUCGAAUGCCCCGAGUCCCCCCAACCUCAGCCCCACCCACAUCACCUGCUUUUUUGGAGCUUUCUGCUUCUUUUUGAGAGCAAAAAAAGUGCACAUCUUUCCCUAAACAUUCCUCACACGGGGCACCAGUUGCUUAUUGAAAUAGUACUACAUUCAUAUUAUGUACAUGUAAGUAUGAAUGUGUGCAGGCGUGUGUGUACGUGUUGAGAGUAUGCAUGUGGUCUGUCUUAUACGUCUGCUAUAUAAAAUCACCACUGUAAGGUCACCAGGAUGGUGGCACAAUAUUCUGUGUUGAUAUCAAGCUUCACAGCCCCCAGCAAUGUACUGUACUGUUCAUGUGACACAUUUGGAAUGAGAGUCGUAUACGUUAGCAGUGCUUGAGUGACAAGGGAACAUGGGAAUUGAAAUGCUCCUCAAGGACCAUCCACUGAAAUGUCAAAAUGGUCACCCCCUCAGUCUAUAAGACGCUGAACCUUAACCAAGCCAUAAACAGAAAAGCGAACUCUAUGGUUUCUCAGCUAAACUUGCUGGCUCGCUUAACCCACAGUUCUUCUCUUUCUCACCCACUGCUGCGGUACAAAGGACCCCCCCAUGCCAGUAUGACACUUUCCCUAAUGAUAGUAAAAAAAACACACAGAUCAGGUCUCUUCCCCUCUCUCCCCUCCCCUUUCCCAUGUCACUCAAUUGCUCUCAUGACUGCACUGUGUCCACAAAACGUUUUGUUCCUGUAAGCAAUAAUGAAUCUUUAUGAGUCGCGCGUGGAAAGGCUCUCUCAGAGGGUUUGUCUUCACUGAGAAAGGCAGAGCUAGAGCCAGAUCAAACUAACAACAGUCACCCUCCUAAACUCUUACCAGUGCUCACAUUGACAUGAGCACACACCACUUUACUUCUGCUCGAUGGUAGUAUGGGACACAAUCUAUGAUGUACCCCUUGGACAGUUGUCGCUGUACACUAAUAUGUUUGGUGGCCAAAUUGAAUUAGUCCCAAUGACAAACACAACAAAGGGCUCUAUUCAAUCUGUAUAACUGAAGUGUUACAGAUCGCGCAAUAGAAAUGUAAAGGUCAUUUCCGAUUGAGCUGACAAAUGCAUUGUUUACCGUGAAUGCAGUUUCCACUAACAUGGGAACAUUGCCUUUAAAUUUCAAUAACGCUGUAACGCAAUACCUCUGUGAUAUGGAUUGAAUCCAGCCCAAAGUGUCUCUAAGCUUGGCCAGCCUCCUCUCACAGGGCGGUUCAAACUCUGUCCACCAGGCAUCCCUGAAGACAAACCCAUGACCAGCUGUUCCCCAACCUGCAGGUUAGGUAAACCAGUAAAAAGUUUCAGUAUCUGUAUUUUCUGUGUUCUUCUCGUAAUAUAAAUAUGUGUGUGUAUCUUAACUGGUAACUAGUAUAAAGAUUAAACCAAG